Aspergillus sclerotioniger CBS 115572 is the source of this 1938-nucleotide messenger RNA. RefSeq names its product HET domain-containing protein. NCBI's taxonomy places the organism in Eukaryota, Fungi, Ascomycota, Eurotiomycetes, Eurotiales, Aspergillaceae. The transcript has a single exon. The coding region runs from base 1 to 1938 and encodes 645 amino acids. The record is from RefSeq and is a predicted model, not a curated record.
AUGUCAGAUAAAGAAACGUUUGUGGAUUUAUACCGCUUUUUGGGGGUUGUGGAGAAGGGUCCUGGGAAUAAGUUGAACGUGCCUCCGCCAAUGGUAGACUGGGAGAGGAUUUCCACCUGGCUAUACGGUGAUUUGACCAAGGCCGACCGAGCGUCAAAGCCGGCAUUAUUCGCAGGACCCCAGUUCCGAGUCGUUGAUACAAAACAUGGUUGUGUGACGGAAGCUCCGUCGCCGUGCGAAUAUGCCACCCUGAGCUAUGUAUGGGGAGAACCCAGAGAGGGAGAGCUUAUGGCCUCCACAAACAACAUUGAAGCCCUGAGAGAGAAAGGCUGUCUGUUUGAAAAGUUUCAGCAGCAAAUCCCACGGACCAUACGUGAUGUUAUGACUGCAUGCAUCAGGCUCGGCAUACGGUAUCUGUGGGUUGAUCGCUUGUGCAUUUUACAAGAUCCUGGCGCCGCAAACGAGGCAUUACAGCAAAUCAACAAAAUGGAUAAAAUUUAUGGUCAGUCCGUUGUCACACUUGUUGCUAUAUCUGCCACCAAUGCUCAUGAUGCACUUCCCGGGGUAUCUGAGAAAAGGUGCCAGGCCAAUGGAUUCAUUGCAUCCCAGGGAAUCCACUUUAUCGCGCAAAUGCCAAGCUUUGAUGAAGUCCUUACAGCUUCCAAAUGGGCGACUAGGGGGUGGACUUUACAAGAAGCAUACCUUUCUCGAAGGAUGAUACACUUCUCGGAUUCUUGGGUUUUCAUGGAAGGUUAUCAAGAGAAAGCCAUCCAAUGUGAAGACCCUACCAUCUUCCGUGACCAAACUCUACUCACCAAGAAUUUUGCUUCGCAUUCUUAUUGGAAACUUGUCAACGCUUACUCGAGGCGAACCCUAUCCAUUGAGUCUGAUAUCCUUCGCGCGUUCUCUGGAAUCCUCCAUGCCAUUCAUGGGGAAGACCAUUAUUUCUUCCUGCCAUUGUCUGGAUUCACCAAAUCUCUUCUAUGGAUGACACAGAGCGAAGACCAACGAGAGAGAACCUUGCCAGGAGACUCGGUCCUUCCAUCAUGGUCAUGGAUUAGUCGAAUGGGUGUCAUUGAAUUUGAACACCUCGGGCUAUUCAUCCCACUUGCGGUAUGGGCAAUCUCUCCCCGUGGCCGAAACGAUGAGAAACUACAUAUCAUAAAUUUAGACAACCCGAUCACAAAUAAGUCUUGCGGUUCAUGGGACGACCAGAGAAUGCCUCACAUCAGGGCCUAUGGCUUGGGCAUCAUCACAGCCUGGAAAAAGGACUGCUUUCCAGCGUCACUACCCGCUGUCUUCGGUCUAGAUAAUACCUGGAAUCACUACAUCGAGAUCAUGAUCUCCACGUGGGAGUCAUUGAAUAUGUUAUUCCAUGAGGCACAUGACACGUCAAACGAAGAUCUCGAGGACAUCCGUCAAAGCUUCCCUAUACGCUUGAUCCAUCAAGCAUGUCUUAGACCGGGGAGAAUCCUGGUGAAUACGCAGUCACUACGCCUGCAACCGGUGCCGUGUCCUGAGGGCAGAGGUGUGAGGGCCGUGUCAUUAGAGCUUUGCAAUGACGAUGGUCGUAUUAUUGCCUGGUGUACGAAACGUGCGGUGGACGAGGAAAGGCUUCACAGGAAUGCCUCUGACGGUAACAUGCACUAUGAUGUGCUCAGUCUGUCACUCGGUUUGGAAGAUGUUUAUACCAAAGAUAAGCUGGGUGACUAUGAAAGCGGGCGCGCAUUUGGACUGAACAACGUCCUUGCACAAGAUUCCGCAGGAGUCGCACUUCGAGUGUUUGAGACUCGAACCUGUUUAGCGAUCGCCUUCAAGAUCCAGCUUAUGGUACUCGAGACACGAAAUGGAAUUAGCAGACGCGUUGGACUUGCCGAAGCAUAUCUGGAGGUGUGGGCAGAUGCAGGUCCGAAAUUUGGUACAUUCAUUAUCGAGUGA